AGCUGUGGCGCUAUGCUUGUAGUGUAUCAUUUUAUCAGUCGCUGAGUCGCGUAUCAAAACUAAUGAUGUGAAAGAGUUAUUGCUGUAAAGAUCAAUCGUUUAUUCAUCUACGUUUACAAUUGAUGCUUUCGUCAUAAAAAUACAUUUUCCUCGUCAGUCAAGAUAAAAUACAUUAAUCACUAUUCGUUAUCCAUGUACCGAUCACCCUCUGUUACUAGCUGGCAUUCAGUCCACCUACGGCGAAUAGGACGGUAGAAAAGCUGUCAUGACAUUUGAGGAUCCUUUUUUUGUUGUCAAGGAGGAAGUUUCGAAGGCCCUAAAUAAAACGAGAGGACUGUACCGACGCUGGGUCGGGCUGCAGGAGGACAUCGGAGCCAAUCUCUCCAAGGACGAGCUAGAGUGGACCAAGACUGAGCUUCGCAAUGCACUGCGCAGCAUUGAGUGGGACCUUGAGGAUCUCGAAGAUACUAUUGGUAUCGUAGAGAAGAAUCCUUCAAAAUUCAAAAUCGAUAACAAGGAAUUGACAAGCCGAAAGAAUUUCAUCGAACAGACAAGAGAGGAAGUCAAGUCUAUGAAAGAAACCAUGAAUUUCAGUAGAGGGCGUGACAGAGAUAGAGCAUCCAGACAACCAUUGUUGGAGAGUGGCGGCGGCGGCAGCAGCAUGAGUCCAAUGCGAGCGGUGAGUGCACACGGCACGACCAAGUACUCCAAGCUGCACAACGAGAUGGACAGCCCACAGCGGGGGGAUGGCGGCGCGGGGGGCAGGGGGGGAGUGCUGGAGCAGCACAAUCAGCUGUUGACUGCCCACGACGAUCAGCUGGAGCAUAUCAGCAGGUCGAUCGGCACGCUCAAAACUGUGUCGCAUCAGAUCGGCUCUGAAAUCGACGAGCAGGCUGUGAUGCUUGAUGAUUUUGCAGCAGAACUAGAAAAUACAGAUUCAAAGUUGGACUCAACUAUGAAGAAGGUGGCCAAGGUUCUUCACAUGUCAAAUGACAGGAGACAAUGGCUGGCGAUUGGUAUACUUUCAGGAAUCCUGCUAUUGGUCAUUGUUCUGUUCAUUGUGCUGUGAAUCCCAGUCAGCGAUGGCCUCGAAAUGGAGCAUCUCAUUGACUGCUAUUGCAGCCUUGUGCGGCAAGUAUUACAAAUGCGUCAUUGCCGCCCUCACGGACCUUGUACAAAUAUUUAGUAUUCAUCUAGUUAUCGUUUAUGAAAUCCAAUGCAAAGUAUAUAUUAUUAUGAGUCAUUAAGAGAAUUUUUAUUGUAACGUUGGAGUGAUUCCCUUGAGUGAAUUAUCAUUGUAACUUGGUUGACCCCUAAUAUUAGACUUGCAGUGCAGGAUUUUCAAUUGAGGGUAGAGGGAUGGUGCAAUACGGCCUAAAUACAGUGUGGUUUUUGUGAUUGUGUGCUAGGAAGUGAAUUUAUGUGUUGAAAAGUGGCUAUGUAUGUUAGUGAGUGCCUAUGUGUGUAUGUAUGUGUGUGUGUUAGUACCUCAGAAAUCAUUUUCAUUAAAGAACAUUUUUCAUUGAUUGAAAUUCCUGCUUUAAUUAAUGAAUUCGAAAAUGCCAGUGUGCUAAUUAAACUGUGUCCUAAUUUUUCACUAUCAUUGGAUAAUCAAAUUGCAAAAUGGUCCCGCCAAAAAUGAAUAGGUUUCACAGCAAGUGCCUAUUAUACAAUAAUGAAUUCUCACUAUGAAAUAGAAUAAUAACAUGAAUUAGAAGAAACUCUCCACAGGUUUCGCAUUUUUUUUUUUCAUUAAAAUAAAUGAAACCGUGUAAAAUCGCUUCGAGCUGGUUUAACACAAAUUCCAUGAAAAUUGUUUAACGAUUUCUAAAGAAUGGAUCAAAUGAAAGUUUUAAAGAUAGAUUUACUUAUUUCCAAUUCGUUAAAAUAUAUUUGUUAAAAUAUAUUUAUUAAAAUAUAUUCAUGAUAAUCUUGGUAAAAGAUUAUGUUUCAAUUUUAAUUUUCAUUCAUUUUGAUAUCACUAUUGGCAUAUUCAAUAUUUUAAAUUAUUGAUAUUCUCGAAAAAAUGAAAAUUCAAUAAAAUUUGAUGUUACUUAUCAUACAUUUUUUACAAUUAUUACUUUUAAUAAAUAAAUAUCAAGUUGGCGAACAAUUGGCAAAUCUUGAAUGCUGAAUAAAGAUGAAAACAAUACGCUCUUAUGGACUAUUUUAAAAUUGCAGAAAUUCCACUACUGAAAUUUUUUUAAGUAUAUAAAAAUUCGAUGUUAGCAUUUUAUGCAUUACUUAUAGAUUUUUUAUUUCCUUUCCGCUAUGUAUAAAAACGUUUGUUUGAAUAAAUCUAAACUGAAGAAAACGUUUUAAGCCAUCGCUCUACCCUCCGAAACCCACCGAUUUUAUAAUUAGUCUUUAGCAGUGCAGUUGAUAGCAUAGCAAAACCUUUUAUCUUUCUUAUCGAUUUCACAACUAUUUUAAUCUUGACUUGUGAAUCUUGGUUUUGGGUCGAUCUUCUUUCUAGUCUAUUAUUAAUGUAGUUUUCUAAUUCAGUACUUUUCCAAGUAUUUAACUUUUUAUUCAUCACAACAGAAAGGGUUGUCUCAUCAAGUUUUCAACAUUUAUGUUAUCAUGUGCAAAUUAAAUUAAAUCCACAUUCUUUAUAUUUGCUACUAGCUAUAAAGUCGUCAUAAUGUUGAAAACUUGAUAGUUUCUUCAUCUUACAGUAGUUGGAUCCAAUUUUUAUCGACGCUGUUAUGCAAAUUAAUAUUUUGUUUUGACAAUAAAUAUUCGGUUUAAAUAAAACUUAUUUCAAAAAGUGUAAUGUUUAGACAAUUUUGCCAUUUCUCGACACUCUUCGAACUUUUUAUAUUUCUUGAUACUAUUCCUCUCCUAACUGUUGCCAACUUAUUAAUUCUUACAAUCUCUGAAAAACUGGUUUGUCAGUUGCUCUUACAAAAUAACAUUGACUCUUAUUGAACUUUAAAACUGUAGGCUGAAAUCUUACAUCCAAUGUAUUUAUUAGUAAGUUACCUACAUAGACAAGUUUCAGCCAACAUAAUUUUAAUUCAGACAGUAGUGUCAAAUUCUCUCCUGUAAAACUAAUAUUUUAAACUACAUAUCCCUUAAAAACAGUCAGAUUGAAACUGUAUCUGUAAGGUGACAUUUAAUAUUGUAGACAUAAUUUUUGUGGUGAAUGAAAUUUAUUUUAUUAUCAAUCUAGUUGAUUAGUGAUAAAAAUAACAUAAAUCAGAUAAUAAAGAAGACGUUCUGUUAAUUAAAGGUAUUAACCGAUUUAGCUAAAAAAAUCCUAAACUCUAUAAUGUAACCAAAGAAAUUGAUAAAUUUAUUGACGAGGAAGUUCCAUCAGUUUGGAGUCUUGUUUCUGAUAGAGAGGUAUAAAUUAAGUAGUUUCUCUAAUUCAAUAUCCAAAACAUCUCUACUUGGUUAUUUUAAUUGUAUUUUAUUUCUGGUUGAUAGGUAAAUGUGAUUUUUUAUCGCUAUGUGUAUAAUAAUUCUGGAUUAUGGACGAACGUUGUUCAGUUGAAUUGGUCCAAAGAUUGAUAAAUAAGUUGAAAAAGUGAUGGUAACACACCCUUACCAUUCUGGUUCAUUUCAAAAAGUACUUUGAAAGCAAAGUAGAAGCUGUAUUGUUCUCUCGGAUUUUAAAGUAUUUUGGUGCGCUUAUUUCAUUGUGAAUCCAUUUCAUUUUGGUUCACUAUACAACUUGAAACGUUUAUGCCUAAGUUACACAAAAUUUUGUUAAAUUUCAACCGCACUUAAAUGCCACGUGAUUAAAACCAAUCAAAGAAGCCUUCAUUUCAGAAAAGCAUUAUCUGAUUGGUUCUCGAGGCAUUUAUUCAUGAUUAAGAUGUAACAGGCUUUUGUGGAACUGGAUAAUAUAAUUUUUUCUUGAGAAAAUAUUAGAAUCGCGGUCUAGUCAUCUGUGAAUUCUGUUACUUCACAGAGAUAAAGUGCUAAAACUCAUCAGGUGCCGAGAUCAAUAGGUCUGGUAUCAUUCACCUAAGUAACCCAAAUCUUAAGCUCAUUUGGUAAACUUGAAAAAUUGAAAAUUUCAUGCCAAAAAAGUAAUAAUUAUUAUCAUCUUUACAUUAUCUAGUUUUGCUCCAUAGUAUUAUUGUGAGCGUAUAUAACAAUACCAUUUCAGUACAUCCAUUCAUCAUCUUAAACGUCAUAAGAAACUUUCUAACAUAAUAAAAAUUCAAUAGGCUGUAAUUGUCUAUGGAUAUUUAUGCUAAAAAUAAUUAAAAUGGAAAAUUCAAGUUGAGCUCCAACCAAAGGUGUUGUCAAUAUUAGUUUAUUGUUUAGAUAAGUUUCCACCAUUUUAUGUAAACUGUGCCCUGUGUGAACAUUCCAACUUAAUUAUAAAAUUUAAAUUUAUCUACUACUUAUCUAUUUUGUACUAUUUUAAUAAGUACAAACAAUAAGAUGUAAUUAAGAAAUAAUUUAAUGGUGUUUAGUUUCAAUUGUAGUCUGAAUUGUUUUCCAUUUAUAUUUUCCCAGUAUUUCUUUAUUUUCAGAAUUGAUUUUAAUCAAUUCUUACAAAUUUCCAGCUUGGUGGAAAUAAUUCUAGGAUUACAAGAAUUAUGGCCAAUUUAAUUUACCAUUAUAUUGAAUUCAUAACUAAUUCUCUCAAGACAUAAUGAUGCUCCCUUAUCAGUUCAUCUCUGUAAUAUGUACAGAUUAACACUUAAUUUGUUGAUAAUAUAUUAUAACUUAACUUUGAUCUCAAAUGUCUGAUGCAUCACUCACUAGAAAUUCGAUAAUUUAUAUUGAAGGUACGGCACAUAUAUGUGGACCGGUUUUAAUUGUAAAUAUAUAUUAUAUGUGAAUAGAGGAAAUAUUGUAGCAUGUAUGUGUAUGUGUAAAUUCGCCAGGCAUCUACUGUUUCAUUAUGUUUUCAGAAUACUCAAAAUGUUCACUCACAUUCACUUUGGCUUAUCGUUGGGAUUAUUAUUUUUAUCCAUUACUACCAAUUCUUUUGGAUUAUUAGUGGUUUACAUACUUUAUUAUCAUUUGUAUAUUUUGUUGCUGGCUGUGAAUAAAUGAAUUGGAGCUAUCAUUGUGAAAUUUCUUACUAAAAUAAUUGGAAUAAAUGAAAUUAUACAA
Messenger RNA from Nilaparvata lugens (brown planthopper), 5082 nucleotides. RefSeq names its product syntaxin-6. The transcript has 7 exons. The record is from RefSeq and is a predicted model, not a curated record. Gene Ontology annotation, biological process: intracellular protein transport; vesicle fusion; Golgi vesicle transport. Bases 266 to 1069 code for a protein of 267 amino acids. Gene Ontology annotation, molecular function: SNARE binding; SNAP receptor activity. Lineage: Eukaryota; Metazoa; Arthropoda; Insecta; Hemiptera; Delphacidae. Gene Ontology annotation, cellular component: SNARE complex; endomembrane system; synaptic vesicle membrane.